Molecule: messenger RNA, 339 nt
Organism: Trichomonas vaginalis G3
Lineage: Eukaryota; Parabasalia; Trichomonadida; Trichomonadidae
Exons: 1
Coding region: 1-339 (112 amino acids)
Source: RefSeq, a predicted model, not a curated record
AUGGCUAGCACAAACUAUGCAAAACAAAAGCCAUACUAUUGUGUCGAGAGUUUACCGACUCGAUCUAAAUUAGCUCCAUAUAAAUUACUAUACGAUAAUAAUCUUUAUAUUAUUGAAGAUAUCUUAUUCCAAGCAGAUGAUAUUCAACUACCUUCAAAAUACAUAAAUCUCGAAGGGUUCGAGGACAUGGGUCAGGUAUUAAAUUAUACAAAAGGCUUCACAUGCAACCUUAAUAACAAUAAUUACAAAAAUUUAGAAUUCAAGCCUGCAUUUCUGAUCAUAAAUCACAAAGGAAUUAUAGAGAGUCUAUCUUAUACAGCAUAUCUUGAUGGUCAAUAA